Molecule: messenger RNA, 2292 nt
Organism: Coffea eugenioides
Lineage: Eukaryota; Viridiplantae; Streptophyta; Magnoliopsida; Gentianales; Rubiaceae
Product: putative 3,4-dihydroxy-2-butanone kinase
Exons: 15
Coding region: 229-1365 (378 amino acids)
Biological process (GO): glycerol catabolic process
Cellular component (GO): cytosol
Molecular function (GO): glycerone kinase activity
Source: RefSeq, a predicted model, not a curated record
CAACUCCUCACUCCUCAGCCUCAGGUGGACUUCCUCCCCUGUAUUCUAGAGAGAGAAAAUUCAAAAAUCCCAAAUUUCUGCAGAAAAAGAAUUAGGGUUCUUAUUUUGCCUUUUCUUUCUUCUGGAAUUGAUUAGUCUUGCGGAGGGAGUUAAUGCGUUAGUGCUGCAAAUUAACUGCUAAAUUAACUCACAUUUCCUCAAAGAAAAAAAUUCAAAUCAUAUCUUCAGAUGGCUUUCCAGGGCAAGAAACUCAUCAAUGACCCAAACGAUGUUGUUACUGAGUUUAUUGAAGGUUUGGUGGAAACAUAUCCGGGUUUGCAGUAUUUGGAUGGUUUCCCUGAGGUUAAAGUUGUGUUGAGAGCCGACAUCUCAGGUUCAACACAUGACAAAGUUGCAGUGAUAUCAGGAGGUGGAAGUGGGCACGAGCCUGCUCAGGCAGGAUUUGUAGGAGAAGGGAUGCUGACGGCAGCAAUUUGCGGCGACGUUUUUGCCUCCCCACCUACUGACUCCAUUUUAGCUGGCAUUCGAGCAGUGACUGGUCCAAUGGGAUGCCUCCUGAUUGUUACGAAUUAUAUUGGUGAUAGAUUGAACUUUGGCUUGGCAGCUGAGCAAGCAAAAUCUGAAGGCUACAAAGUAGAGAUGGUAAUUGUUGGCGAUGAUUGUGCUUUACCUCCUCCUAGAGGAAUAGCUGGACGAAGGGGUUUGGCUGGGACCGUUUUGGUCCACAAGGUUGCUGGAGCUGCAGCAGCUUCUGGCCUUUCUCUUUCUGCUGUUGCAGCUGAAGCAAAACGUGCAUCAGAAUUUAUUGGCACAAUGGGUGUGGCAUUGUCUGUUUGCACGUUGCCAGGUCAAGUAACAUCAGAUCGUUUAGGCCCUGGAAAAAUGGAGCUUGGUCUUGGAGUCCAUGGAGAACCAGGUGCUGCUGUAGCUGACCUUCAGCCUGUGGAUGUGAUUGUCUCUCAUGUUCUGAAGCAGAUAUUGUCACUGGAGACCAACUAUGUUCCUAUUACACGGGGCAGUCGAGUAGUGCUGUUGAUUAAUGGAUUGGGAGGUACACCUGUUAUGGAAUUGAUGAUUGCAGCUGGGAAAGUGGUACCUAUGUUGCAGCUUGAACAUGGACUGGCUGUUGAGAGGGUGUACACCGGCUCAUUUAUGACUUCUCUUGACAUGGCAGGAUUUUCAAUAACUGUGAUGAAAGCAAAUGAAGAAAUUUUGAACCGCUUGGAUGCACCAACUAAGGCUCCAUGUUGGCCUGUUGGUGUUGUUGGUAAUCGUCCACCUGCCAAGAUUCCUGUUCCCCUUCCACUGUCACUUUCAACAAAGAGUGAUGAGACAUUGAGUCGGCCCGAACAGCUUAGUUCCUAGGGCUAUCUUCUUGAGGCGGCUAUUGAAGCAGGGGCAACAGCACUUAUCAAUCUAAGGGACGGCUUAAACGAAGGGGAUAGCAAAGUGGGUGAUGGAGACUCUGGUUCAACAAUGUUCAGAGGGUACCACUAAGAAUUAACAAGUGUACAGUCAAGCUAUACUAUCGUGUAUGGCAAAACUUGUUGCAAAUUGUGAACAUGUUUAGGGCUCUUAAAUGCCUGUCUAUCAUUCUCGUGGCUGCUGUCAAUUGGCCAAAAAGAAGAAGGGGGCAAAAAAUGACUAUCAUUAGCUUAGGCCUCUAUAAAUCCCUUGCUAGUACGUCCCAAUCCCAUGCACUUUCUCAUUAGCCAGAUCUGGAAGAGUCGAAGAUGCUUUUUCUCAUGGUCUUUAGAAGGAAAGUAUUGAAAUGGUGAUGUAGCCCGUCAUAGCAACCCACAAUGGAAUUUGGUCCUGGAGAAAUGGUUGUCUUCGACGUUCAUCAGCAUAAGCCAAUGAUGAUUUGCGAUGAGAGGUAUUAGCAGCAACAGGGAGGACAGCACCAGUAUCUUAUAGAUUUGGACCAAUUGGUGACGCAUGCAUGGCCAAGUUAAAGUAAAGUGCGUUCCAAGCACUUUGACAAAGUUGUGAAGGAUACCACCCAGUAUCAUUGAGCGAAUGGUUAAAAAUAUCUAACCAGCUGCUCUGGUCGCUUGGGUGUAGGUUAAACAGGGCCUUAUUCUUAAUUACACGCUCGCAUGUCAUAAUGGUGUAACUGUCAACUCAAAACAGCUUAUCCACAUCCUCUGAAAGUUUGUUGGAAAGAAAUUAGUAUUGCCAUCUUGUCCUUUGGUUUGGUGCCAACUGCCUAGUGGUAAAAAAGGAUAAAAGUUAGUUUGGUGGUUGGUUUUUCCCUUUUUCCUUUAUAAAGUACGAAUAUGUUGUCAUAAA